AUGUCAACCCCAAAACGCCCCUCUUCUUCCUCCCCUUCCCAUGAGAGUAAGAUUAAACGACUACGUCCCUCCUCGCCGAUUCCAACCAGCCAACCACCUUCUGUCCACGCAUGGCUUCACCCGGAUCUGUCCCCUCCCCUCAUGGCUCAUUCCCCUGCUUUACACGAAGCGAACUCUACCUUUGUGGCAUUUACUCUCUCAUUGAUCCCUCCUCCUCAUAUCACCACCGAGACUUCUCUAGUCAAAGAAGCUAAACGUAUGGUGCGUGAUUUGGAUGUGGUGGGACAGAUGGGAUCCGCUCUGUUGGAACAAGUCGAAGGCGCGUUUCAAAACGGCGAGGGAAAAGCACCGGGGAGUCGGAAAGGUAAAGAGAGAGCGAGAGAACCAGAUCAUCGUAUGUGGGCAGUGAGAGCUUUGUGCUUGAAAGAAGGGAGAAAUGGGACUGGAGGGGAAGAUGAUUAUCAACUGCUAGAGACAUUUAAUGACGACGGAGAGAAGUUUGGUGGGGAGAGGGUUUUACGUGUAUUGAGGGAAAACAAAGGUGUCGAUGUACUCACUGUCUGUUGCCGAUGGUUUGGAGGUGACAUGAUCGGUCCUGUCCGCUUUCAACACAUAGGAACCACCUCACAUACCUCUCUUAUCUCUUUGCUGAAGCUUGUGACCCUUGGCGAUCUACGUACAACCUUGGAAACUCUCGAUGAGGAUAUCGCGUCUAUGCGGAAGACUCUAAAGGCCAGUGGAGCGUCUCGCGUGGUGCUUGAGAACGGCAGCCAAACUUCGCCACGUCUUGGGGAGAAGGGGAAGUACGACGAUAUUGAGGAUGCUGUAAGAUUGGAAAGACUUGUCAGUGCAAGAGAAAAGACUCGGGCUAGUCUAGAGGGACGAACAAGUUGGGUGGGUUUGGAACAGACACGAGCAGAAAAAGCAUUAGCAAGAAACGAUUCAUGA
Messenger RNA from Tremella mesenterica DSM 1558, 948 nucleotides. RefSeq lists its product as uncharacterized. Bases 1 to 948 code for a protein of 315 amino acids. Gene Ontology annotation, cellular component: cytoplasm. NCBI's taxonomy places the organism in Eukaryota, Fungi, Basidiomycota, Tremellomycetes, Tremellales, Tremellaceae. The record is from RefSeq and is a predicted model, not a curated record. Gene Ontology annotation, biological process: regulation of translational initiation. The transcript is spliced from 4 exons.